AGUGACUGAAAUGAAUAAUGUUUUGGUAACAGGUUUAGAAGAUAACUCCUUGCCUCUAACUCAUAGUUGGUACAAAAAGGAGGACCUGUAGCUCUUGUUUAAACCCACAGUGGAGGCAACCAUGAGAGACAUUACUAUGAUACCCUGCUGGAAGAAUCUGUGUGUUUUGCUGGUGGCACUAAUGGGUGCACCAAUUUUGGAGGCCUGGGGGCAGAUUUCCUGGACUGGCGAGGUGACAGCUGGUUUCAGUACCACUUUCACCUGUUCCUCUUCUUGCUUCCUAAACUGCAUCUACACUUGGUCUUUCAACGGCCGCACAGCCAUCGGGAGCACAUUAACCUGGACACCAGAUGGACUGGACAAAACAGUGGAAUUACAGUGCAGUGUACUCCAUCUAGAAACAGGAGACUCCAGCAGCAUGACCUCCACUGUAGAAAUUAAGAAUCGAGUGUCUGUGCAAAUCAGUCCAUCAAACGCUGUCCCAACUCUCAAACAACCUCUGGAUCUUGUCUGCCAUGAAGCUACAUCAGGUGUCCUCUCAGGCCCAUCACACCUGGUGAACCAGGUGGUCUGGUACAAAGAUGGACAGAAAGUGACCCUGCGUGAAAAUAUGCAGCUACUGCAAAACACUUCACUUCACUUUGACUCACUGCUGCCCUCUGAUGCUGGAUUCUAUCAGUGUGAGACUUCUGUGUCGACGGUACAACAGACAAGUGUUUUUAGCCUGGGCUAUCUGCUCAGCUUUGAUCCAUGGAAUGUCAUCGUCAGCGGACCUGACACUGUGUUUCCCGGCAGAUUGAGUAAAUUCACCUGCUUGACGAGCUGUACCUUAAAUGUGGACUGUACUGUCAAAUGGCAGUUCAGGGGGGGUUUCCACAUUGGAACCUACUUUUCAGUCCAUGAAAAUGAGCUCAAGUGGACCCCUUCCAUUCCCGGUACUUUCCAAAACUUAACCUGCGUUGCAGAAAAUGAAGCUGUUGGACGCUCUGCUGAGGCCACCAAGAUGGUAGAGGUUAAAGGUAUUCUUCUCUCUGGAUCAGAGGCAGUGCAGCACAGUGGACUGUUUGCAGUGAUCCUCAGCCUGGGACUGCUGGUGCUUUUUGACUCAUAGAGCUGUUUUUUACUGCUUUAAUGAGUGUAUUUGCCCUUUUUCUUUGGACAUGUAUUUCUUUGCCUUUUAUCUUGUUUACAAAAACACAUGUGAAAGGAAACCUUUUCAUGUUAAAAUACACUGUUCACCAAUUUGAAUAUGUGACCAUGUGUUGAUCACCAAAAUCUGCAAAGCAAAAGGAGAUGUUGAACAAACUCUGGUUACUUCAUCUUCAUUUAUUCAUCAAUGACUGUGUAAAAAUCUUGCACAUAUGAGUGAUACAAUAUCCUUUUUAUGACGCCAGGGCAAUUGACACACAAAAACUUCAAAUACUAUUUAUGGUGUCAUCACCAGCUGUCAUUACAUCCUGUUGAAAAAGUAAAAUUCUGUAUUUGUAAAGUAUAAUCCAAUGUAUAAUUAAUGUCCCUGAUGGUUACAUGUUAAUUAUGAACUGUUUGUAAUGAUGACAAUUCUUGGUGUUUACUCCUCCUCCACAAAAAUGGAUUUAGUAUCAUGAUACUUGAAGUUGACCUCUGAACUGGAUGUGUUACUGAUUCACUCGCAUGCUGAAAAGAGGUUCUUGUGAAGUCAACUUCUAUUUAGAAAAUCACUGACUUAAUUAUACUGGUGUGUUUUUAUAACACCUGCAGUUAGUGACACACCAAUGUCUCGUUUACCCUUCUGAAACUGAACAAAUAAGACAGCUAAGAGAAUGACACAGAGCAAACAGAUGAGGGAGACAGAGGCCUCUGGUGUGUUUUGCCUUUACAGUUGCCUUGUGUAACGCAACAAUAUUAUCCGUCCUCUUUGUUCUUUUGUCUCUUUUUCUGGAUGUUAUCUCACCUGUUUCAUAUGAUUUUAGCCAUGGGGUUUAGUUGGAAUGGGGAAGCAAAACUAGAAAAAAUUUAAAGCUAUACUGUAAAACAACAACAAACAGGUUUGCCAUUCUACACCCAAGCAGCUGCUGUCUGUCCAUGACACGUCAUUGAUUCUGACACUGUGUUCGCAGUCAAAGUAAAUGUCUGUAUUGUAUUUAUGUUUUCUAUUUUUUAUGACAUAACUAAUGAGGUAAAUAAGGUUGAAACAAGGUUGAAACAGUUUUAAAAAUGGAAUUUGACUGAAAAAGACACACAGUAGUAAUAGUAGUAGUACACAGUAGUGUAGAAACGUGUAGGCUGCAAAUCAAUCAGUGUGCUCCAGUCUCUGUUUUUUCCCUUGAGGUAAAUAAGGUAUUAUGAAAAUAUGUUUCCAUUAUCUACAACUCUGCUACAAGCACUCCCAGCAGCACUCUUGAUAAUCAGUGGACCAUCAAGAGGGGGUUUGAUGGCCCCUUCUGAUGAAGACAAAUGAUCAGUGCUGAGUUGAGGCUCAUAAUACAUUUUACAUUGUACAUCUGUAUACUUUGAUCUAGGAGUCAUAGAUUAUUUUUGGAAUGAAAAACAAGCCAUUUAACCUAAUAACCUAUUGUACUAUGUUUUUGUUUUCUUUGCUUUUAUUGUCUUGUCCUUCUUUGCUUUGCUUUACUUUGCUUGUCUUUUUUAGCUUUGGUCAUGGAGUGCUGUUUGCUUUCCAAAGUGAGGUGCUGUGCUCUCAGAAACAAAAUGAACAAAAUUAAUGUCUUUAUUGAGCUAUUAAUUUUUCUGCACUGUAUGUGUUUUAAUGUAUCUCCCUCAGAAGAUAUAUUUCCUAUAGUUUGGAUUAGUUGAUACAAUACAACAGUACAAUGAUGUUACAAUGACAUAAUAAAGUCCAAAGACUUA
Molecule: messenger RNA, 2850 nt
Organism: Siniperca chuatsi (mandarin fish)
Lineage: Eukaryota; Metazoa; Chordata; Actinopteri; Centrarchiformes; Sinipercidae
Exons: 5
Coding region: 122-1111 (329 amino acids)
Source: RefSeq, a predicted model, not a curated record